GUCAAGCCUCGACCUCAGGCCGAGCGAUAGAAUUUCGAGACAUAUCAACACCAGGGAGACGAUGCACAGCAGCCGGGCCUGUGCGCGUUUGUGCAUUUGGGCGCACCAGGAGCAGAAGCGUCGUUGCGGCUAGCCUUGACCGCCAAGGAUUAAGCAGCGCUGCAGCAGCGGAUGGGUCCUCAAGCGCCCCAACAGUGGACUACGUCCAGCGGCUCACCGGGCGGCAACCGCAUGAGUGCCCGAUGUUGUUCCUCGCACCGAUGGAGAACCUCGCCGACCGGCCUUUCCGCCGCGCCCUCGCUUCCACGGUCGGAGGGUUCGACGAGGCGUGCACAGAGUUCAUGCGUGUGCCCGGCGCCACCUCCAACCCCAUGGGCAGCAUACGCGGCGUGACGGGCUGGUACGACGCGGCGGAGCUGGCGGCAGCUGCCCUCGCCCUUGACGGCAGAGGCGGCGCCCCCGUUGGCAGUAGCGGCGGCCCCGCUGGCGGCGGCAGCGGCAUCCCUCUGGGGGCGCAGGUGAUGGGCAGCAGCCCCGAGCUGAUGGGGCUGGCGGCGCAGUACCUGGCGGAGGUGAAGCGUGCCCCCCGCAUCGACCUCAACUGCGGCUGCCCAGCCAACACCGUGACCGGCAACGGCGCCGGCAGCAGCCUACUGCGCACGCCGCAGCGCAUCCACGACAUCGUGAGCGCCAUGGUGGCGGGGGUGCGCGCCAGCGCCGCCCCACACACCCCCGUUUCCGUCAAGCUGCGGGCCGGCUUCGACGAUACCAGCCUGUUUGAGGACAACUUGCUAGCGGCACAGGAGGCGGGUGCUUCCUUCAUCACGCUCCACCCGCGCACCAAGCGCCAGUGCUACGACGGCGCGGCGGACUGGUCGCUCACGGCGAGGGCGGUGCAGCUGCUGCGCGUGCCGGUGAUUGGCAACGGAGACGUGGUGUGUGUGGAGCGCGCUCACGCGCUGCUGCGGCAGACGGGCUGCCACGGCGUGAUGGUGGGCCGGGGCGCGGUGCAAGACCCGCUUCUGUUCCACCGCAUUCGGCACAGCUUUGUGGCGGGCCAGGAGCUGGGCGCGGGGCUGGAGCUGGGGGCGCGGGGCGCCGGAGGAGGAGGAGGAGGAGCAGCGGGCGGUGGCGGCGGCGGCGGCGGUGUGGCGGGCUGGCGGGAGCCGGAGCUGAUGCAGUCGUUCCUGCGGUACUACGCCGCGCAGUUCAUUCCGGAGCUGCGGCCGCAGGAGCAGCAGCAGGGCCCCGGCGAGGCCACCUCGGCGGCGGCGGCGGCGGCGGUGGCAGCGGCGGCGGCGGCGGUGGAGCAGCCGGUCUCGGUGGAGUACCGCGCGAGCAAGUUCGGGCGGCUCAAAAAGGUGAUGAAGUACCUGUUCGCCUCCUCGCCCCAGCUGGCGGUGGCGUGCGAGUCGCUGCUGCGGGUGCGGCCCGACAGCUGCACGCCGGCGGACAUGGUCGACAUGCUGUGCGAGCAGAUCGGUCGCCACUGGCCCGCCUCCGGCCCCACCCGGCUGGUGCUGUACGACCAUAUGAACAAGAACAGCACUGAGCUGCAGCACAUCAGGCGGGCGGCAGGGACGGCGGGGGCGGAUGUGGCGGGGCCAGGGGCGGAGGCGGCAGGGGCGGGGGCAGGGGCGGAGGCGGCAGGGGCGGGGGCGGGGGUGGAGGCGGCAGGGGCGGGGGCGGGGGUGGAGGCGGCAGGGGCGGGGGCGGGGGUGGAGGCGGCAGGGGCGGGGGAGGGGGUGGAGGCGGCAGGGGCGGGGGCGGGGGUGGAGGUGGAGGUGGGGGCGGGGGUGGAGGCGGCAGGGGCGGGGGCGGGGGUGGAGGUGGGGGUGGGGGCGGCGGAACGGGUGCCGGCACUGGCGGGUGUGGCGUCGCGGUGAGGCAGUGGGACCCAUGAGACCGUGGGCGGUUGCUGUGAUGACCUUACCAGGUGACCUGUGAGCCUCUCGAGGGUUAUGCUCGCUUUCUUUCUCGGUUUCGCUCUGGCAAACAUCGGUGGUAUCUGUGACCUGAGCACCUGAUUGUGAGGGCUGGCUGCGGUGUGCCUAGUGCCCAGGGGUUGCGAGCGGAGUAGAGCGGAGUGGCCAGCAGGACGUCAUGUUCGCUUGUGCGUGUUGCGUUUUUUCAAACACGUCAGGACGUGUGUGCAGUGGGCGGCAGGAGCCAUGGCGGCGGUGAGGGAGAGCCGGAUACCGCGGGGGCGGGGGGGGGGCGGCGGGGGUCGCGGUGGGUGUGGCGCAGGCAGUGUGCCGGGGCGGUGUCCCGUUGGGGCCUGGGAUGGACAGGCAGGGGUGGGCGCCGGGGGUUCUGUGGCCCGGCCUGGCAGGAAGCGGGCGUUUAGGUUUUGGCACGUAGGUCACCAAAGACCCGUGCUGACCCGUUGGUACAUGCGUGCCGUUUGCCAAUGUGUGCCAAGUGCCAACCGUUGGGGAGGAUAGGGCAUUAGGGCCGCUAGGUGUAGUGCAGCCUACGGGCGGCUGCGACGUCGGCACUGCCUGCACCCUGAUGCGAGGGGCCGGACUGCAGCAGCACACGACCAGUUGCUACCAGACCAGGCUGCCGAUAUGCACGUUUCGCACUGUUAAGCAUUGUCGAUAAGAUGUACGCUUAGCAUACGUUGGCCGAGCUUCAAUGUUGGCCGAGCUUCAAGGU
Molecule: messenger RNA, 2658 nt
Organism: Chlamydomonas reinhardtii
Lineage: Eukaryota; Viridiplantae; Chlorophyta; Chlorophyceae; Chlamydomonadales; Chlamydomonadaceae
Exons: 7
Coding region: 261-1886 (541 amino acids)
Biological process (GO): tRNA processing
Molecular function (GO): tRNA dihydrouridine synthase activity; flavin adenine dinucleotide binding; RNA binding
Source: RefSeq, a predicted model, not a curated record